This is a messenger RNA of Portunus trituberculatus (swimming crab), 3184 nucleotides long. RefSeq lists its product as uncharacterized. Gene Ontology annotation, molecular function: nucleic acid binding. The record is from RefSeq and is a predicted model, not a curated record. Gene Ontology annotation, biological process: DNA integration. Lineage: Eukaryota; Metazoa; Arthropoda; Malacostraca; Decapoda; Portunidae.
GUUCGAGGGGUUCUUGAAACUCACCGGGGUUUCUUCUCUCCCUCUGGCGGAUCAAACAAUCGCUUUAGUGUCCUUGCUUGACGACGACUGGACGAGGACGUUACGCUAUGGCCUUGAUUUGGGUCAGCAGGCAAGCCUGCAACCCUCGACACAAUGGAGUCUCACCUACAGCGCCAGAGGAACGUGAUGGUGGACCGAAGGGACUUCUAUGCAAGAGUUCAGGAGCCUGGUGAGCGAUUCGACGACUUUCUCUGUGCGGUGAAAGAAAUAACUGCAUUCUGUGAUUUUUGCCCUACGUGUUUAGACAACAGAUUACGUGAUAAAGUUGUUGUUGGCACCCGUGACGAGGAAGCACUUAAACAAUUGCUUCAGGUACACGACCUUGACUUAACUAAUGCUGUACGCAUAUGCAGGGCUUCAGAAACUGCUCAUGCCGAUAGUGCCAAUUUGCGAGGGAGUGGCUCGACAAGUGUUCAGAAAGUGUCUCGUCGCCCACCGUACCAAGGUAACAAGCAACGGCACGGUACAGUCAAACCUGAAAACUGUGCUUGGUUUGGUGGAAAUAGGCACACUGACAGAAAACAAUGUCGAGCAAAAUGUCAAGUGUUAUAAGUGUGGUAAAAUAGGACAUUUCAGGAAAGUGUAUAAGUCAUUGAAAGUCAAGUCUACGAAAGCAGAGAAAACGAAGGUGCAUCGUCUAAUUGCCGAUGUUUACGUGAAUGGUGUUUGUUCUCGCCGGGCGCCUUGAAUCAGUGUGCGAACUACUCACCCCACUGGUAGUGGUUUGAUUCAAUGGAUCCCAGACUCGAGCGCUGAAACGACCAUCAUGGGCGAAAGGGUCGCAAACUCCCUUGGCAUCCAGCAACGACACUUGUGCACUUUACCUAGUUCUGGUCUGUUUGCUGCGGACCAGCAACCUUUGACUUGCAUCGGUACUUUCCCUGCGAGUCUUGAACUGGGUGACAGGAAAGCGGAAGUGACUGUGUCCGUGGUGAGAGAAGUGAGGGGUUCGUUACUGAGCUGGUUCGACUCUGUUUCUUUGGGUAUUUUACCAGACGAUUUCCCGGCACAGAUUCAGGCUGUGAAGAAUAAAGUACCGAAAUCUACACCUGGAAACGUAACGCAAGUGGAAUCUACGCCUGCGACUUUGCGUCGAUGGCCACAUGACCGUGAACCCACACCAGUAGAGCGAGCAACGCAUGCUUUGGAAAUUAUUGCCGCAUUUCCGAAAGUGUUCGACACAUGGAAGCUUGUUCAGUGCGGUUCUCGGUUCCUCACAGACACAGAGACCCGCUAUGCUGUGAUUGAGAUGGAAAUGGCAGCGCUUGUAUGGGCUGCUAACAAGUGUAGUACUUACCUUCGAGGUUUACCGCACUUUGAGGUAGUCACCGAUCACCGCCCGCUGCUACCCAUCCUCAACCACAAGUACAUCGGAAAGAUAGAAAAUACCAGACUCCAGCGCAUGCGUCAGAAACUAGUUGCGUAUAAUUUUACUUGUGUCUGGCAACGCGGUGCUGAUCACAGCAUCGCCGACGCUCUGUCCAGAUCACCUGUUCAGGAUCUGGUGGAAGAGGAUGAAGAGGAGGAUGAGGAUCCCCUUCAUACUGCUAUUCUAGCUACCUUAUGUGCAGUUGAUGAGACCGGCACGCGUAUUUCACCUCUACACGACGCUACGCUCGCAAAGGUAUGUUCUGCAGCCACACAUGAUCAUGAGUAUAUGAAAUUACGUGAUGUAAUAUUAACUGGCUUUCCUGAGCAUGCUAAUAAUUUAGACCCUGAGCUUCGACCUUACUGGAGGAUUCGCGACAUGUUAGGUGUCGUGGACGACCUCAUAGUCUACGGACCACGACUCCUUAUUCCAUGCUGUCUUAGAAGGGAAACCUUGGACUGCCUGCACGACAGCCACCAGGGUAUAGAGAGGACGAAACGACGCGCUCAGCACUGUGUGUACUGGCCGAGAAUAGACACUGACAUUGAAAAUAUAGUUUCUUCCUGUACAGCGUGCCGCCAGUUGUUACCAAGCCUGCAGAGGGAGCCACUGCUUCAGGACGACACACCUACCCAUGUCUUUGAGUCUGUCUCAGCCGACUAUUUCCACAUGGCUGGCCGCACGUUCCUGGUGUAUGUGGAUAGACUCUCAGGAUGGCCGUAUGUAUUUAGCUGCGCGAGGCCUGCUUCCUCGGCUCAGCUUGUCUCACUUUUACGCAAGCUCUUCACGGACACUGGCGUACCUACCGUACUCAGGACUGAUGGAGGUCCUCAGUUUACGUCAUCGCAAGUGCGACGCUUCUUGACGCAAUGGGGGGUGGAACAUCAUAUUUCCUCUCCUCACUUCCCUCAGUCGAACGGUCAUGCGGAGGCGGCCGUGAAACUCGUCAAGAAGUUGCCAAUGACCACUACGCAGAACGGUAACUUGGAAGAUGAUGCUUUCACUCAAGGCCUGCUGGAACUAAGAAUCGCUCCUCAUGGUGACGGGAGGUCGCCAUCACAGGUAUUAUUUGGACAUCCUUUACGAUCCUCUGUCCCUACUCACUAUCGUUCCUUCGCAGAGGAGUGGCAGAAAGCAGCGGCAGAGUGUGACAGCAAAGCAGUAACUCUCCAUCAACAAGCCAAGGACAGAUAUGACGCCAGGUCUCGCACACACUCCCAACUCUUUAUCGGAACACACGUGGACGUGUUCAACCACACGUCGAACCGUUGGGAUCGUCAUGGCGUGAUCGUGGCCAUAGGAUCCCGGCGUGACUACCUGGUAAAGCUGGGUAGCGGGAGGACCUGGUGGAGGAAUCGCAGGUUUUUACGCCCACAUCGCCCAUUCCUCACGAGCGCAACCACUGGUGAAAUGCGUUUGUAAGAAUCGUCGAUUACUCAACCCCCAGCCUUGCAUGUACCUCAGGAGGAGAAGCGCAAGGACAGUCAACCUGCCCAUCUACACCGCAGCGGAUGCCAGCGACGGGAGCCGAGCAGACUCACUGUACACUGGGAUAAGAAGUCUCACGACUAAUGUAUAUAUGUGAUGUAAUCUUGGGGGGAGGUGUUGGGUUAUCAAUUAUGAUUGUUCCCUUGUCUUGUUGGGUUCAUUGUCACAGCCCUCUAAUUCAAGAGUUUCGAACCAUAGAGACUAGAGGGAGUCUAUGUUGGGGUUGUAAGCACUACACUAAGUCAGUAAACAGCACGGCUCCCCUCA